Messenger RNA from Monopterus albus (swamp eel), 3619 nucleotides. RefSeq lists its product as uncharacterized. Gene Ontology annotation, molecular function: transcription corepressor activity. Gene Ontology annotation, cellular component: transcription regulator complex; histone deacetylase complex. Gene Ontology annotation, biological process: regulation of transcription by RNA polymerase II; negative regulation of DNA-templated transcription. The transcript has 13 exons. Lineage: Eukaryota; Metazoa; Chordata; Actinopteri; Synbranchiformes; Synbranchidae. The record is from RefSeq and is a predicted model, not a curated record. Bases 426 to 3149 code for a protein of 907 amino acids.
GUCUGAAUAUGUCUCCAAUUUUCAUUUAUGAUCUGAGAAUUGCCUUAGUAUUACACCAUUCUGAAAUGGGAGCAUAUGAUGUGCAUCAAAACAUCUGAACCCACAGUUUUCCAAGAAAGCCAACACCAGAGCGGAAGAAAGUCUGUUUUCCCAUUCAUUCCAAUGAAAGCUGCUCAAAAAGGCUUUGCGACAACAGCGCCUCCCAGAUGCCCACGAAGAGAUGAUGGCAGACUCAAAGCGCACUGUCACAACAGGUCACCGACUCUUACUAACCAGACCUCCUCUGUGUCUUUCUGCAGAUCAACACAUUCACAUGAAGAAGCCAUCCAGAUAAACAACUUGCCACACACACACACACACACACACAGUCAUGUGUAUGAACAAACAUACACUCAGAGUUAACAGGUGUGUGUGUGCAUGAUAACAUGUCUGACUUGUGGAUGUUUUCCUCAUCCUCUCCUCCUCCCAUCAUGCAUCAGUCCUCUCUGUCUGAUUCACCUGCUUUCGUCUCUUCACCUCCUCCCCUCUGCUCCCCAUCAUCAUUCAACAACCAUGGAAACCAUCCUCAUCACAAGGUAACUUCCUCUUACCUGUGUCAGCCCCAGGUAACCUCUGCUCACCUAAAUCCUCAGGUUACAUCCCCAAACCUUCCUCAUUCCCAGGUAACCUCCCCUCACUCUGUGCAUCAGACCCAUCACCUUCUCUGUCAGCCCCAGGUAACCUCACCUCACUAUGCAUCCCAGUCACAGGUACCCUCCCUUCACCACUUCCCUCAUGCUCAGGUAGCCUCCCCUCACCUUGUACCCCAGGCUCAAGUAACUUCCCCUUAUCACCUCCCCCAUCCUCAGGUAACCUCCCCUCACCUUGUACCCCAGGCUCAAGUACACUCCCCUUACCACCUCCCCCAUCCUCAGGCAACCUCCCCUCACUUUGUACCCCAGGCUCAGGCACACUCCCCUCAUCACCUCCCCCAUCCACAGGUAACCUCCCCUCACCUUGUACCCCAGGCAACCUCCCCUUAUCACCUCCCCCAUCCUCAGGUAACCUCCCCUCACCUUGUACCCCAGGCCCAGGUACACCCCCCUCACCACCUCUCCCACCCUCAAGUAACCUCCCCUCACCGUGUACCCCAGGCCCAGGUACACUCCCCUCACCACCUCUCCCAUCCCCAGGUAACCUCCCCUCACCUCCUCUCCCCACCCCAGUCUCACCUCUCCAGCCAAAACCACAAUCCUGGUUUAGAUGAUACAGGUUGGAGCAGGCCUGAAGCAUCUUCUGAACUUUCCUCCUUUCUCAGCUCCUACUCCUUCCAGAUCCAGACCACAGACCACCUGGAUCUUCAUCUCCAGAACCAGAACCAGAACCAGUUCAACACUGGACAAGAGCUGGAGAACACAGAAACACUGUCCUAUAACAGUCACACACUCCUUGCCAGUGGUAUAUAUGCACAGGGUGACACACCUGGUUCAGGUCAGGACACCUGGGGGCCUCUGGAGCCAACUCUGUCCCAGUUUCAGUACUCUCCACUGGGCUCCAUACCUGGAGGAGUCGGCCUAGGGAGAUGGAGCUCCGUGGAUUUCAGCUCAUCAUCUAACGAAGACUUCUCCAACAACAAGUUCUUCCCCGACAGUUACCAUGACAAUAAUGCCCCACAGCCCUUUUGUAGCCCCACUACCCCUAGUCCCCAUUACUCACAAACCCCAACCAUCUCCAGCCCUGGUCCUGAAAUUAACCCCAGGAUGGAGAGAUUGGGUUUUCACACACAACCAUCCAUUGAGCUGAACACAAAUAAAACUCUCAGCUGCUGUCUACAUGAGCCAAACAGCUACCCCAUGACCUCUGAUCCUGCUCAGCUCCACCCACAUCAGAUAAGCCGAAGCCUCCUCCCAAGCCAAACUGAACCGAUCCAGGAUCAGUCAGGUCUCCUCAACACUGCUGACAGCUCUGAGAGCUGCUUCUCUCCACGGGAAGGAAGCCAGGAUAUCAGCAGUGCUGCCCAGUCUCCAGGCCCACAUGCUGGGCUUAACUGGAGGCAUGAGUGUGGAGGAGGAGGAGGGAGAAGAGGAGGGGACAGUCAACUAGACUGGACCUGGAUGAAAUGGGCACAGCAUGAAAACAGCGCCGGGGUUCCAGGCUGCAGGCUGCUGUGUACCAUGUGUCAGCGUGACUUCAGGAGUGUGCCAGCAUUAAAUGGUCACAUGCGUUCCCACAGCGGCUUAAAAACCCUACCAAAAAAGGGUGAGGACUCCUCCCUACCUGUCCAACCCUCCAUCCCCAUAGUGAUUCCCGUCUCUGUGCCUGUCCAAUCCAGAGGAGUGUCUAAGGCAUGUACAAAUGGACAGAGGACGUGUAGUCGCCUCCCUGCAGCCACCGGAGGCGCUGUGCUCUACCGCAGUCUGAUGCACUUGGAAAAAGAGGUCACCAGGGGCAGAGUGGCAGCUGCGAGUGUAGGAUGCCACUACAUCCCUCCACCCAUGCUGUGUCCCCUCAGGGCAGGGCCGGGGCUGCACUGCUCCCUCGCCACCAGAAGGGAGCAGAGAGUACAGGCGGUACAGCUAAACAAUACACACAAUGGACUCGAUGACCUCGUUGCCAUGGAGACACUAACAAAAAGAAUCAAUAAGCCACAAAUCAAUGUAGGGCGGAGCUUCCAGGCUGAAAUCCCGCCCCUCUGUGAGCAUAAAUAUGCCCAUUCCGACUCCCACAGUGCAGUGCUGCUGUGGACACCGCGAGACGAGCUGGAGCAUCCUAUCAAUCAAAACAGAGUUGAAGCUCUGUUGACAAUGGCUAGAUCCAGUGUGAUUCCAGGGGGCGGGGCCAGCCCAGAGUACACUCUCCACAUCCUAUCACAGAGCAAAGGAGACUUCCUGCUGACGGUGGAGAAGCUGCUGUCGACUCCUGAAACCUCCAACCACACAGAUUGGAGUGCAGCAGAGAGGAAGCUGCUGGUCAAAGCCCUGCAGCGCCAUCAUAAAGACUUCAGCAGCAUCCAGAGAGCUAUUAAGACCAAGUCCCUGUCUCAGUGUGUGGAGUUUUAUUAUCUGUGGAAGAAGAAGCUGAGCCUAACUGUGAAGACCCCGGCCAGGCUGACCAUCACUCUGCCCAACACAAAUGAUCAGAGGUCGUCUAGCUCUCAUGAUGCAUCAUGAACCACUGGACUGGAGCUACACACUACCUACCUACCCACACACACACACAGAGGUAGAGAAAAGAAACUGUGAUGAGUUUACUUGGGUGCUAAAAUCCUCCCACCAGCUCACUCAUCACUCCAAUCACAUUUAAGCUCACUUUCAUCACAUCACAAGUCCUGUUGUUGUAUUGUUAAAAACAUAUAGAUCCAGUUUUCACUCGAAACACCUUCAAAAUUUUCAUGAAACUACACUUCCUUAAGACUCUGCUUCUUUAAUGCUGUCAUUCCUCCGUUACUCUGUCUGCAGUUGCUCCAUUUUUUCCCCAUUAAAGAAUUUUCUGUCUGUGAAUUGAGGGCUUAAAGUAUUGAGAAAUUGAUUCUUGGUCUUGGAAACAAACAAACUGACCAUGGGCAAAGAACGAAGACCAUGUGAUGAUGUGACUGAAAGCUCCCAGGGCCUUGCAAUGAAAUGAUAAUGGGUAAUUCACA